Molecule: messenger RNA, 1521 nt
Organism: Tinamus guttatus (white-throated tinamou)
Lineage: Eukaryota; Metazoa; Chordata; Aves; Tinamiformes; Tinamidae
Source: RefSeq, a predicted model, not a curated record
AUGAAGAGCUGGAUAAUCACUGUGGCAAACUCCUUACAAGAAUCCAUGGCCGUCUCUCCUGACUCCACGGUGUCUUCCCUUCUGGCAAGCUGCAGCAUUGACAGUGAUAAUUCGUACACAAGCAGCGUGAUUCACUACAAGGACAAGCUCUACAGCUCUGCAUCCGAGGCCCUGGAGGCAUAUAUUGAAGAUUUUGAUCUAAGCCUCACAUCUUCCGAAAUAAGCACUGGAAAAAUCUGUAUAAAUCAAAGCACUCCCAAGCACGCUCCUUUUCCAAAGCACCGCACCAAAAAUAGAUAUGUGACAUCUUCUACAACCGUGGAGGAGCACGGGGGACGUCCCGGAUGGGGUCCGAGGGCCGAGCGUGACCCGGACUCCGUCAGUGUCACCACAGAUGACCUGUUAACGUACCCACCUGAUGGAUCUCGGCCCUUUGUCCAGCGCAGUCCUUUUAAAUCAAGACAUCAAAAUUAUGAAUGGAAUAGACGAUCCCUAAAAAAGUCAACUUCCUGCCCUUACCAAACCUCACCCUUUGAUACCAAAAAGGAAUUCCGUCUCCAAGACAAUGACAAAUCUGUUCUUAAUCAGCAGCUCCAUGGAAAUUUCAACAAAAAGAAGCACAGCACAUGUGCAUCUCACAGGUACCAUUCUGUCUCUUCCAAAAAAAAUCCAAGAACCUUCUCUUUUGAAGAGAACUCUAGUGCUUUUCCUGGAAAGAAUUACCCAAGAUGGCUUACCAGUGGGAAGUCCAACUUAAGUGUGUCAGGGAUAAGCAGUAUCCCAAAUUCUCACUACCCCAUCUGGCUUAGCAGUCCUAACCUUUUUUCUGAUUCAGCUAAUAAAAGCAAUGGGCCAACUUUUAAAAUACGACGUGAAACUUCCUCUUCACCACAUUCAGAGAUUCUGAGCAAGAGGCACUCCACGGAUAAAGAGGAUUCCGAUGGAUUUUUUGAACACAGGGGUUGCCUGGACCUAACAGGUGAUAACGGAGUAGCAGAAAGUUGUAGCUCUGACAGUCCAGACUCCUGCUUCCAAUUUGGUGACUCCUUUUUGAGACGCACAAAACAGCCAUUCAGAGAAGACCAACUCGAGCUCCUUCUCUUGAAGGCAGAGGAAUCUCUGGAGACUUCAACUGACGAUUUGUCAAAUGCUCUGAAAAAUGAUGACAGUCCGUCUACAACAGAUAUACUGGAAGCAGAAAGAUCAUGGGAAAAUAUCCCAGUUGCUUUCAAAUCACCCGUGCCUGUAUGCAGUGAGGACGAGGAGGAUAUUCUACAGCUCUCCAAGGCAGCUAUUGUUCAUGAAUUCCUAGAAGACUGCAUAAAAAACAAAAAUAAGCUUUCUGAAAAAGUAGGUGCUGAAUCAGAACUGUGCGACAGGGAGAUGAUCCCUGUUACUAAUUCUCUUCAGAAGGCUUUGCACCAUUUGUCUCGUCUUAAAAGCCUUGUUGAAGAUACCAGCAACAAGCAGGAGCAAACUGAUGAUCACCAAGAAGAUGAACAAAAAAUGAGCAAUCUGUGA